AUGAAACUCGCCCGUCCAGACGGCGAGCUCGCUAUAUCACGCGCAGCUGCAAAAUACGCUCUCUGCAUGGGUCUAUCCUCUCACUCGAACUAUCCACUCGAGGAUGUCGCCACACAGGGGACCGAGCAGGCGGAGAAGGUGGGGUACAAGGCUCUGUUCCUAUCCGUUGAUGUACAUGUACUAGGCAAGCGUAUCAACGAAUACCGGAAUGAGUAUACCAUUCCGCAUGAUAAGUCGUGGCCGAAUACCCUUAGCCACGGAGGAGAUCACCCGGACCGUACUGAGUACAAUAUGUUCUUGCUGAAAAGCUGA
This is a messenger RNA of Penicillium vulpinum, 312 nucleotides long. RefSeq lists its product as uncharacterized. The record is from RefSeq and is a predicted model, not a curated record. Gene Ontology annotation, molecular function: oxidoreductase activity. The transcript has 3 exons. NCBI's taxonomy places the organism in Eukaryota, Fungi, Ascomycota, Eurotiomycetes, Eurotiales, Aspergillaceae. Bases 1 to 312 code for a protein of 103 amino acids.